Molecule: messenger RNA, 408 nt
Organism: Plenodomus lingam JN3
Lineage: Eukaryota; Fungi; Ascomycota; Dothideomycetes; Pleosporales; Leptosphaeriaceae
Source: RefSeq, a predicted model, not a curated record
AUGAGAGUGCAUUUUUUUUCCUGCGCCGGGGCAGCGACAGAACAGAUCGCUGGUCGCAAUUUGCUGUGGUACAAACGUGACAGGAUGUUUGAGCAAGGUGCGACAUGCUCAGGCAAUCUGACUCCGUUUCCAUCAUGUUUCCUUCCAUGGCCAGUCCGUGCUUCGAUCAUGACGUCCACCCCAUCAAGAUUGCCAUCUAUCAACGGGCCUUAUGAUACCCGCCGCAUGAAUCAGGAAUCGGUUGCGGCGAUUGCGAGGCUGGCCAACUUCGCUAAAAAAAGAAUGAACCUGCCAGGAUUGUCGGAUGGCCAGCGCAGAGUCAUGCCAGUUACGGAUGACGGCCAUGCCACGAUAUCCGUCCGUCCGCAAACAAGAGACGGCAUGUCGAAACAGACCCUGGGUGCCUGA